GUCUGCGCUCCCGAACACAGUAAAGUUACACCGCGAUAAAGGUGCCAUGCCAUGUUUCUGAGACAGACGGUCACCAUGGAACCCUGGACUUUCCUGCCCUCUCCCCCGAACCUGUCCGAGCCACUUAUGUAUGAUGCCUAUUUCCUGGGAAAUGAGUCAGACAUGGUGUCCAGAAAUGACACUCUCGAUGGUGCCCGCCACAGCUUUGACAAGACCGGCACGGCGGUCAUCACCUUCCUGUACUUUGCCGUGUGCACCGUCGGACUGUGCGGCAACGCCCUGGUCAUCUACGUCAUCCUUCGCUACGCUAAGAUGAAGACCGUCACCAACAUAUAUAUCCUGAACCUAGCAGUGGCCGAUGUGCUUUGCAUGCUCAGCCUGCCCUUCAUCGCCAUUCAGCUGGCACUGGUCCAUUGGCCCUUUGGUGGGGCUCUCUGCCGUGUGGUCAUGACCGUGGACUCUCUGAACCAGUUCACUAGCAUCUUCUGCCUCACAGUGAUGAGCAUCGACCGCUACCUUGCUGUGGUCCAUCCCAUCAAGUCCACCAAGUGGAGGAAGCCCCGCGUGGCCAAGCUGAUCAAUUUAGCUGUGUGGGGUGUGUCGCUCCUGGUCAACCUUCCCAUCGUCAUCUACAGCGGCUUGGUGACCACAAAAGAGAAUGCGCACUUCUGCACCAUCGUGUGGCCAGAGCCACAGGAUGCUUACUAUACAGCCUUCAUGUUCUACACCUUCCUCCUGGGCUUCUUCCUGCCGCUUACUGUCAUCUGUCUCUGCUAUCUGCUCAUUGUGGUCAAGGUCAAGUCCUCUGGAAUCCGCGUGGGCUCCUCCAAGAGGAAGAGGUCGGAGCGCAAGGUGACGCGCAUGGUGUCCAUCGUGGUGGCUGUGUUUGUGCUCUGCUGGCUGCCCUUCUAUGUCUUCAACGUAACCUCGGUGACAGGCACCAUCACAACCACACCAGCGCUGAAGAGCACCUUCGACUUCGUGGUGGUGCUGGGCUACGCCAACAGUUGCGCCAACCCCAUCCUCUACGCAUUCCUCUCAGACAACUUCAAGAAGAGCUUCCAGAACGUGCUGUGCCUGAGGAGGACCGGCGGCCUGGACGAGAUGGAACGAAGCGACAGCCGACUGGACAGGACGCGUGUGGUCAAUGAGGGUGUUCCUGAGAUGCAAAGCACCUUGCUCAACGGGGACCUGCAAACCAGCAUCUGA
Molecule: messenger RNA, 1209 nt
Organism: Scleropages formosus (Asian bonytongue)
Lineage: Eukaryota; Metazoa; Chordata; Actinopteri; Osteoglossiformes; Osteoglossidae
Product: somatostatin receptor type 2-like
Exons: 2
Coding region: 52-1209 (385 amino acids)
Biological process (GO): cellular response to estradiol stimulus; cellular response to glucocorticoid stimulus; neuropeptide signaling pathway
Cellular component (GO): neuron projection; plasma membrane
Molecular function (GO): neuropeptide binding; somatostatin receptor activity
Source: RefSeq, a predicted model, not a curated record